AUGGAUAGAAAAACUAAGGGUAUAGGUAACCAAGAUACUGAUUAUUCAAGUGAUGAUGCUGAAGACUUAUUCACUACUUUAACUACAGUAAACAAAACUAAAGAAAAAAAAGUAUCAAAUAAGUUAAUUACAAGUGCUGCUAAAUUAGAAAUUGAAAGUAUUACAUUAAAAGAUAACAUCAACACCAUAUCAGAAUUGAUAAAAUCAUGUCCAGUUGAAGAUAUAAAACUGAUAAACUCAAAAUUAGACACUUUAAAUAAUGAAGUUCAAAAUUUUUUGAAAAAUGGGAAUGGUAAUAAUGAUAAGGUUGUAGAAUUGUUAUUUAAUGAUUUGAAAUCUAAUUCGGGUGUGUUUUUAAAUCUUCAUGAUUUGAUAACUAAUCUUACUACAAUAUCAAAUAACAAUCAUACAAUCUUAAAAAUCACCUUGGAUAAACAAACUAAGAUUGAGUCGCAAUUGGAUUCAAUAAGUGACAGUGUCAAAGUCUUGAAUGAUAAGUUUACGAAUCAAAGUAAUGAUAUUAGUUUAAUUAAUGAAUUUUUGGGCAAAUUUACACCAAGAAUAAUUAAUCUCGAAAAUUUAUUUGAAACUUUAAAAUAUUUAAUGAUUGAAAGGAAUGAAACAAAUAAAACUAAUAAAACAACUAAAGAAACCACUAAUGAAACAACUAAUAAAACGACUAAUAAAACGACUAAUGAAACUAAUGAAACUAAUGAAAAAGAUAAGUAUAACAAGAGAAGAAAGUUAAUGUAG
This is a messenger RNA of Insectozyma verbasci, 753 nucleotides long. Lineage: Eukaryota; Fungi; Ascomycota; Pichiomycetes; Serinales; Debaryomycetaceae. The record is from the annotation of a GenBank genome assembly.